CCGUAAAGCCUUAUGGGUAGGUCACCAACGUCCUUGUCCUACCGAGCGCACACUGACUGCCUUCACGCCAGGGCUCGAGGAUCUCUGUCAUUCACCUGUAUUUUGAAUUAAAUCUAAAUUUUCAGACAUGAUGGCAGCCAGAUUUCUCCGCCGCGCUCUCCCCGCGCUGAGGCAGACUCGCUGCUACGCCGAGGCGGCCGCCGGCGGCCCGCAGAUGUCCUUCACAUUCGCCUCCCCGACGCAGGUGUUUUUCAAAGAGGCCAGCGUGAAGCAGGUCGACGUGCCCACGCUGACCGGUGCGUUCGGUAUCCUUCCUGCCCACGUACCGACCCUGCAGGUGCUCCGGCCCGGCGUCGUCACCGUCUUCAGUGAUGACGGCUCCGCGGCCAAAUACUUUGUGAGCAGUGGGUCAGUAACGGUCAACGCUGAUUCUUCAGUGCAACUGCUGGCCGAGGAGGCUGUUCCUUUGGACCAGCUGGACAUUGCUUCUGCCAGGGCCAACCUGGAGAAGGCCCAGUCUGACUUGGCCAGCACAUCUGACGAGGCAGCAAGGGCGGAAGUUCAGAUCAGCAUAGAAGCCAACGAAGCCAUCGUCAAGGCUCUGGAGUAGACCUGUGGUACGACAUCUGAGCUGCCGCUUCGUGAUCUGAUUUUUAGAGAGAACGUCCUGUUUAAUUAGUUUGAUCCAACAGGACAGUGACGCAGAACUACUUUACAGUUGUUAUUCGAAGACAGAAAUUGCAAGACGUCACACAAUCACGUUCAUUGAAUGUAUUGUGUUCUGAGUCACUGCGUUUUCUUUUCUCUCUUUUUAGGUAACCUUUUCUGUUUCUUUGAUGGAAAUCAAUGGUCUAUCUGUUUUUCCAGCUCAGUCACGUCAGUGUCCAGAAGAUUCCAUGCUUGCUUUGUACAGUGGAUGAAUUACAAAAUAAAUUUAUUUGGAAUUA
Larimichthys crocea (large yellow croaker) is the source of this 947-nucleotide messenger RNA. It is a transcript of the gene atp5f1d, whose product is annotated as ATP synthase F1 subunit delta. The coding region runs from base 128 to 610 and encodes 160 amino acids. Lineage: Eukaryota; Metazoa; Chordata; Actinopteri; Sciaenidae. The record is from RefSeq and is a predicted model, not a curated record. Gene Ontology annotation, molecular function: proton-transporting ATP synthase activity, rotational mechanism. The transcript has 4 exons. Gene Ontology annotation, biological process: proton motive force-driven ATP synthesis.